AUGCGAUUGGAGGAUCCGAAUAAGUACUUCAACUACCUCAGAAUGUCAGCUGUAAUCUUCAACGAGUUGCUCAAUAUUGUCGGACCUUUGAUCGAAAAGGAAAAUGUAAUUCGGAAACCGAUACCGGCCAGAACGAGAUUAGAAGUGACUAUACGAUGGUUGGCAUCUGGUGACAGCAUGACAUCGUUAUCGUAUGCUUAUCGCAUUGCCCAAUGUACGCUAUCACGAAUAAUUCCGGAAACUUGUGAAGCAAUUUGGCUCGCCCUAAAGGAAAAGUUUAUGAUUGAUCCAACCGAAGACAAUUGGAGAACAAUAGCAGAAGACUUUGCGACAACAUGCCAAUUUCCAAACUGCAUAGGCGCUAUCGAUGGAAAGCAUGUCGUAAUUCAGUGGUUCCUGCUACUACAACUACAAAGGAAACCAUAUGGAUUACCGCAUCUAUUUCAGACAAAUGCUCUCCAUAUCCCUCCACCUACGCGUCUGAAUAAUAUGGAUUUCGAGUUUCCAUACGUUCUAUUGGGAGAUGAGGCAUUCCCCCUGAGCACACAUAUGAUGCGACCAUACCCUCGGAGUCGACGGCUGAAUAUCAGCCGAAAAAUUUUCAACUAUCGCCUGAGUCGAGCAAGGAGAACGGUUGAAUGUGUUUUCGGGAUUUUGGUUGCAAGAUGGAGAAUAUAUCGUCAACCUAUUCUUGCAUGCACAUCUACUGCUGUAAAAGCAGUACAGGCCACGGUUAUCUUGCAUAAUUUUAUUAUUAAUCAAGAAUUAGACUUACCACUUGCAGAAAGACAGUACUGUAAUCUACAAGAAGAAGAGCGCAACCUCUCGGCUACUAAUGAACUUACAGACAUACGUAAUAGCAGUUCGCGAAAGUCUAAAGCACUGAAGAUUCGAGAUAACUUUGCUCACUAUUUCGAGCAUGUCCUCUACCGUGGCAGUGGGACAAAGUUUUAA
This is a messenger RNA of Mycetomoellerius zeteki, 954 nucleotides long. RefSeq lists its product as uncharacterized. The record is from RefSeq and is a predicted model, not a curated record. Bases 1 to 954 code for a protein of 317 amino acids. The transcript is spliced from 3 exons. Lineage: Eukaryota; Metazoa; Arthropoda; Insecta; Hymenoptera; Formicidae.